Molecule: messenger RNA, 964 nt
Organism: Sorex fumeus (smoky shrew)
Lineage: Eukaryota; Metazoa; Chordata; Mammalia; Eulipotyphla; Soricidae
Gene: LHPP
Product: phospholysine phosphohistidine inorganic pyrophosphate phosphatase
Exons: 7
Coding region: 24-836 (270 amino acids)
Biological process (GO): dephosphorylation
Cellular component (GO): cytosol
Molecular function (GO): phosphatase activity; inorganic diphosphate phosphatase activity
Source: RefSeq, a predicted model, not a curated record
UCUGAGACGCACUUUCAGGCGCAAUGGCCGCGUGGGGCGAGCGGCUAGCUGGGGUGCGCGGGGUGCUCCUGGACAUCUCGGGAGUGCUCUACGACGGCGGCGAGGGCGGCGGCAAGGCGAUCCCGGGCUCGGUGGAAGCCGUGGCGAGGCUGAAGCAGUCGGGACUGAGGGUUCGAUUCUGCACCAACGAGUCGCAGAAGACGCGGGAGACCCUGGUGCGGCACCUGCGGGCCCUCGGCUUCGACGUCAGCGAGGAGGAGGUGACCGCGCCCGCCCCGGCCGCCCGCCAGCUCCUGCAGGAGCGCGGCCUGCGCCCACACCUGCUCGUCCACGAUGGCAUCCGCUCCGAGUUUGACGGGAUCGACAUGUCCAACCCCAACUGCGUGGUGCUUGGGGACGCGGGGGACGAUUUCUCCUACCGCAACAUGAACGCGGCCUUCCAGGUGCUCAUGGGGCUGCGGGAGCCCCUUCUCAUCUCGCUGGGGACCGGCCGCUACUACAAGGAGACGUCGGGCCUGAUGCUGGACGUGGGGGCCUACAUGAGGGCACUCGAGUACGCCUGUGGCAUCGAUGCCCACGUGGUGGGGAAGCCGUCGCCCGAGUUCUUCCAGCUGGCCCUGCGAGAACUGGGUGUUGGGGCCCACCAGGCCGUCAUGAUCGGGGACGACAUCGUGGGUGACGUGGGCGGGGCCCAGCGCUGCGGCAUGCGGGCCCUGCAGGUGCGCACGGGCAAGUUCAGGCCCAGCGACGAGCAUCACCCGGAGGUGACGGCCGACGGCCACGUGGAUGACCUGGCGGCGGCCGUGGACCUGCUGCUGAAACACGCGGCCCAGUGAGCGGCGGCCCCGCCUGCACCCUGUGCCCCGGCCGGGGGGCUGCCAGGUGCUUCCUGCAAGCCCGCUCCUGGCGCCCGGCCCGUCUGCACACUGAGCCCCACUCGCCGUCCCCUCCCGCAGGCAGAGUC